Molecule: messenger RNA, 1577 nt
Organism: Hibiscus syriacus
Lineage: Eukaryota; Viridiplantae; Streptophyta; Magnoliopsida; Malvales; Malvaceae
Product: probable lactoylglutathione lyase, chloroplastic
Exons: 11
Coding region: 111-1469 (452 amino acids)
Biological process (GO): NADH dehydrogenase complex (plastoquinone) assembly
Cellular component (GO): cytoplasm
Molecular function (GO): metal ion binding; lactoylglutathione lyase activity
Source: RefSeq, a predicted model, not a curated record
UACGGCCACAGACGGCUUCUAGGUACAUCACAGACUCAUCGUUGAGAUGAGACAGUGAGCUGAUUUUGAGUUUUUAGUAUAUAUAAUACAAUAGAGACCACUUCACGAGGAUGGUGAGGAUAAUUUCCAUGGCGUCCUCAAUAAGACCUUCGCUCUCGUCGUUUAGGUUCGCCGGUGGUAUUGCGAAUUCGCGCUUUGGCGCGUCCAUCUCAACGAUUCGCCUUCCUCCACUCUCUCGGCUCAGCAGCUCUGUUCCUCAAUCACAAUUCUUUGGCUUGAAAGCUUCAAAGCUUUUGAAAACUGCGGGAACAAGGGUGCCUCCGGUGGGAAAUGCAGUACAGGCAAGCACAGCUGCUGCCCAAAAAACUGCCCUGGAGUGGGUUAAAAAGGACAAACGAAGAAUGCUCCAUGUUGUUUAUCGAGUUGGUGAUUUGGACAGGACUGUCAAAUUCUAUACCGAGUGCCUGGGAAUGAAGCUGUUGAGGAAGCGAGACAUACCGGAAGAGAGAUACACCAAUGCCUUUCUUGGAUACGGGCCAGAAGAUUCUCACUUUGUUAUUGAACUCACUUACAAUUAUGGAGUUGACAAAUAUGAUAUCGGAGCUGCAUUUGGUCAUUUCGGUAUCGCUGUUGAGGAUGUUGCCAAGACUGUGGAACUUAUAAAGGCCAAGGGUGGAAAAGUAACUAGGGAACCCGGUCCAGUGAAAGUUGGUUCCACUGUAAUUGCAUUUGUUGAGGAUCCUGAUGGUUACAAAUUGGAACUGAUUGAAAGAUGGCCUACUCCUGAACCUUUGUGCCAAGUAAUGCUCCGUGUUGGUGAUCUUGAUCGUUCCAUAAACUUUUACGAGAAGGCCUUUGGCAUGGAGCUUCUUCGGACACAAGAUAGUCCAGAGUACAAGUAUACGAUAGCUAUUAUGGGGUACGGGCCUGAAGAUAAAAAUGCCGUGCUCGAGUUGACUUACAACUAUGGGGUCACUGAAUAUGAGAAAGGAAAUGGCUAUGCUCAGAUUGCAAUCGGCACAGAUGAUGUGUACAAAACUGCAGAGGGAGUUAAACUUUUCGGUGGAAAAAUUACCCGGGAACCCGGGCCAUUACCCGGUAUUAACACCAAGAUCACAGCAUGCUUAGAUUCUGAUUGUUGGAAGACGGUUUUUGUUGAUAACAUUGACUUUCUCAAGGAAUUGGAGUGUGAAUCACCCUCGGUCAAGCCAGUAGUACCGGCACCAAGUGGAAGCACAAAGCUUGAAAUAGGGUCUCCGAUAAUUGUUGUCGAAGCACCCAAGGUGAUAAAGACUGCAGCAUCAGUUCCGUGUCUCAGAGCUAACUCCGGCCUCGUCAAGCCUGGGGACGUUGGAAGGAUUGUUUCAAGAAAACCCAAAGAUGUAUGGGCUGUUCGUCUGGCUAUUGGCACCUAUCUUUUAGAUGGUAAGUACUUCAAAGCUUUGGAGUUUGAUGAAACUGAAGAAUGAUAUCGUGGGCUGACAAUAUAGAUAGUUUGGGAAUUUAGAUUUUUAAAAUGGUUUGUCGGAUGAAAUAAAUAUAAAUGUAAUAUUCAUGGUCUUUUCUUCUUUCGUUCC